Messenger RNA from Helianthus annuus (common sunflower), 1437 nucleotides. RefSeq names its product zinc finger MYM-type protein 1-like. The record is from RefSeq and is a predicted model, not a curated record. Bases 1 to 1437 code for a protein of 478 amino acids. Lineage: Eukaryota; Viridiplantae; Streptophyta; Magnoliopsida; Asterales; Asteraceae. The transcript is spliced from 2 exons.
AUGAAACCACAGACUAAAAAACAAUCACUAAUUGGGAACUUUUUCAAAAGAAAAAUUGAGGAAAUUGAUGAAAAUCGGGUUGCUAAUGAUACAAUCCCGAAUGAUACAAGUCCGAAUGUUGCUAAUGAUAAUAUUCAAGCAAAUGAUGACAUUGAUGCAAGUCCGAAUGUUGUUAUGCAAGAAAAUGUUAAUAUUGGUCCAAGUAGUCCUACAACUUCAAUUCCUACAACACGAGGUAUUAACGAUUUGAAUGAUCUUCCUUCAGAUCCCUAUGAUAGGCCACAUAUUGCUAGUUAUCACCCUAAUCAAAUAGAUGACAUAAGAAGGGCAUAUCUUGUUAAAGGGGCUUUUCAACCGCGUAGUCAUGAAUUUCCUUUCAAACACUAUUAUGGAAAAAAAGGGCGUUUUGUGGUUACUUGGUUUAAUGAUCAUAAGUGGUUAGAGUAUAGUACUAAAGUAGAUAAAGCCUUCUGUUUGCACUGUUACUUGUUUAAAGAAGAUGUUGGUAAUCAAGGAGGAAGAGAUACAUGGUCAUCUAAUUCUAAAGGCUUUUAUGAUUGGAGUAAAAAGGGUUCCUUAACAGAACAUGUUGGGAAAGUUGAUAGUCAUCAUUUAAAGGUGGCGCAAAAAUGUCACAAUCUCAUGAAACAAGACGAACACAUAGAUGUGAAUUUAAACAAAUCGACUAAAGAAGAAAAGAUUGCAAAUUAUUAUCGAUUGCUUGGUUCUGUUAUGAGUGCUAGAUUCUGUUUAGAAAACUCUUUACCAUUUCGUGGCCAUGAUGAAUCGGAAGAAUCUAAUUCUCAAGGAAUUUUUCUUUCGGUUUUAAAGCUGACCAGUACCAAUCAUUCGGAAAUUGGUAAGUACACAUUGGGGAACGCAAAAAAGAACAAUAAAUUGACAUCGCUAAUGAUACGGAAGGAGAUUAUUGAAUGUUUUGCAAAGGAAGUAACCAAAAACAUAUGUGCAGAAAUUAAAGAUGAUGUGUUUGGGUUGUUGGUUUAUGAAUCUAGUGACGUAUCUCUGAAGGAACAAAUGGUUGUAGUUGUUAGAUUUGUUGAUAAAUUUGGGGUUGUUAGAGAAAAUUUUAUUGGAAUUGUUCACGUGAGAGACACGGCUUCUUCAACUCUUAAAGAAGCCAUUGAUUCUUUAUUAGCAAAUAACCAGUUGAGCAUAAAACAAGUAAGGGGACAAGGUUAUGAUGGUGCAAGCAACAUGCGGGGAGAAUUUAAAGGGUUAAAAGCUCUGAUUCUGAAAGAUAACCCGUCAGCAUAUUACAUCCAUUGUUUUGCUCAUGAACUUCUGUUGGUGAUUGUGGCGGUCGCAAAAAAACAUCCCGGUGUUAAAACUUUCUACGAAUACCUUUCCAUGGUUGUUACUACGGUUUCUGCUUCUUGCAAACGGAAAGAUAUGAUAAGGGAGACAAAAAAGGAUUAA